This is a messenger RNA of Giardia duodenalis, 1272 nucleotides long. RefSeq names its product Tubulin binding cofactor C. Bases 1 to 1272 code for a protein of 423 amino acids. Gene Ontology annotation, biological process: post-Golgi vesicle-mediated transport. The record is from RefSeq and is a predicted model, not a curated record. NCBI's taxonomy places the organism in Eukaryota, Fornicata, Diplomonadida, Hexamitidae. The transcript has a single exon. Gene Ontology annotation, molecular function: GTPase activator activity. Gene Ontology annotation, cellular component: periciliary membrane compartment; cilium.
AUGAGGUGCUGCAAAAAGGUGGACACCCAGGAAGACAACCAUAUUGCUCCGCUUGCUCCCAAGAUGGCAGAACGUCUUGCAAAUAGCAUCUAUCCUCCCUGUCUCAGGGCUCCCUGCACUUCCCCCGGCGAUUCAGAUGCGCCCAAGUCGACCUCUAUCAAGCCAGCAUUGGAGGACAUGGUCAUUGACGGAGUUCGUGGUAAUUUGGUAUGGAGAGGGCCUGGCUCCCUCUCUGGCACAGAACUUCGUAUAUCCAAUUGCCACGACUCCACAAUAGUCCUCCUUGAUAACGUCAGCACAGUCACCGUCGACGACUGUGUGGGUUGUGACAUUGUCCUUGUUGCAAGCAGCCAGAGCACAUUCCUCCGCUCCUCCACAAGGUGCCGCUUCGCUGUCUCCUCUGGCCAACUACGCACCCGAGACCUAACUGCUUGCUCCAUUUUCCUCCACUGCAACACAGAUCCCAUUAUUGAGUCCUCCGAGGAUCUCACCUUCAUGCCGUUUUGCAUUGGCAUAAAUCUGCCCGAUGCCUUCUCCGACAACUCCAAGGUAGAGCAAGUAGUUUACUACAUUAACUACGCAAUCCAGAGCGCCCAGGCGCGUGCUUCACUGAUAGGACUGAAGAAUCGUUUUGAGAGAGUGUACAACUUCACCCCUGAGAAGAACACCUAUAAGGUGGUUCUUCAGCCAUCUGCAAAUUGCACAGAUAUCGAGAAGCCACCAACUGUUCGAUUCCCGUCUAAUACAUCGGAUCUGUGGAAUGAUGCCAACGUACUGACUACUUAUAAUGCCCCAAAGACUGGAGAUCUGGGGAAGGCUAUAGUGACCACGUCCGGCGGAAUGGUCCAUGGAAUGAUGAGGCCUACGUCGCUAGCUCAAACAAAUCUUUUCGGCGAUGAGCACUGCUACUUCUGGGUAGACGGUAUUGAUACCACGCUUCCCUCACGUGAGUAUAGUAUACGAUACAGCCAGGCAUCGUUGUGGUGGUCUUCACAGCUGUAUGGCCUGCUGGCAAUGCACAAGUUGUAUAUUCGCCAGGUUGCAGCUGUACUCCCAAGUCCAACCGUGGAGCGUGGCGGCAUCCCGGUUAGUCACGGAUUCAUCGUUGACGUUUCGGCUCCUAAUAACACACUUCAAGCACUGGUAGAGGCGACCCAGAAGUUCAAACAGUGCAGUCUAGAGCUUCCACCAGUGAAGAUCCUGAGUGGUGCGGAUAUAUUCAGAGCACAUGAAUUGAUUGCGUUCUGGAAUAGUGAAAUGAGCCUUGCCUAG